Alosa sapidissima (American shad) is the source of this 1310-nucleotide messenger RNA. It is a transcript of the gene cartl, whose product is annotated as cocaine- and amphetamine-regulated transcript-like. The coding region runs from base 775 to 1095 and encodes 106 amino acids. Lineage: Eukaryota; Metazoa; Chordata; Actinopteri; Clupeiformes; Clupeidae. The record is from RefSeq and is a predicted model, not a curated record. Gene Ontology annotation, molecular function: neuropeptide hormone activity. Gene Ontology annotation, biological process: negative regulation of appetite; G protein-coupled receptor signaling pathway; positive regulation of MAPK cascade. The transcript has 3 exons.
AGAAGUUACAACAUGUUGAAUUUGCCCAUUUGUUUCCAUUUCUAAUCCCAGUUGUAAUUCUGGGGGCGUCGGUGGGCAUGUUUUAUACUUGGCCAUUCCAGUUAUGAUCUCUGAAUUCACCAAAUGGCAGUUAUCCACAACUAUAUUUCUGCUCAAACAAAUUGUUAUGAUCUGUCAUAUGAUUUGUUAAAGGUUAUAAGCCUGCCUGUAGGUAGCCUUGCACAAAUAAGUCUCAUUAGCACGUUAUGAAUUUAUCUAUGUCAAAUAACCCAAACGCAAUAUGUUUAGAAUUGAAUUCAAUUCCACAGUUAAUCUACUUUUGAAGCACUAGGAGUUUAGUUAUCAUCCUCUGGGAAAGUGAUUGGUUUUUGAAUGUCUUUUUUUUAUGAGGGGCUUUUUCUAAAUUGGACUAAAAAAGAUUAGUUUAAUUAAAAUAUUUCUUAACAUUAUACCAAUUCACUGACUGGAGUCAUGCACAAUGAUUUUGAACAGGCGUUAAUAGAUUAGAUGAACAGUAAACAAAGCUCUUGGCGGAUACAACAAGGAUAUUGUUGCUGUUUAUUUUCAUCCUACCCAAUGCAUCAGAUACGAUACGCUACUGGAUAAUUUCCGACCGAUAAAUUAUGCAUUUGAGGACAAUAACGUUUCCAUUGCGGGCGGAGCUUGUUAGUUUAUAAAGGAGGGUCGUACGGUCAUUCCAGUCUUCAGUCUUGCCCCUGAGUUUGAGUUUGGUGACCCUUGAUUCUAAGUUUCAUCUGACUGCCUCUCAGGACCAUGGAUAGCGCAGGACUGUUAUUUGGUCUCCUGUGCGUCUGUGUACUGUCCGCCAUCUCUAACGGACAGGUGUCAAAGGAAGUUUCGGCAGAAGAUGCUGGGCCACAGAACUCUGCAGUGUCUGCGGAGAGAGAUUUGUUGCAGGCAAUGGAGGCACUCCUGGGAAGAUAUCACGACCAGCUGCCAAGUGCGGAGAAAAGAGGCAUCCCCUUGUGUGCGAUGGGUUCCCGUUGUGCCAUGAGAUACGGACCACGCUAUGGGACUCUAUGCGACUGUGGCCGGGGGAGUAACUGCAACUCUUACCUUCUCAAGUGCAUAUAAGAGCUUCACCAACACCACAGCACAACUACCACUGUUCUACCACCAAGAGAUAUCUACCCGUGUGCGCAGUGUCCAAAAAUAUUUACUUGCGUUGUAAUUACCUUUGAGCAUGAGUAUGGUAUGAAAUGUACAAUGUUUUUUUAAUGUGUUUGUUUAUGAUGAUGUUUGUGAAUGUUGUAAACUUUAAUGGGAGAAAUAAAGGUAUACCUGUAAGA